GGAGAGUGAUCUUUUUUUCACAUCUAUUGAAUCUCUCAGAGAUCGCCUUGUCGCGCGGCCUGAGGAGGGACCCCAUAGAUCACAGAAUGCUUCAGCCACCGAGAGAUCGACGUUUCCACAGCAUCUUCCACUUCGCCUUCUGAUAUCGCGGACUUUCCAGCGGACGGCGUGAAAGUGGGGAAUUGUUGGAGACCUCCAGAUUCGCGAAAUGUUGGAAUGGAAGGCGCAGACUCUGACUCGCCGUCUCAAACAGGAGUAUGAAGUGCUUCGCGGAUCUGGGCUCAACGAGAGACAAACUUGGUUUUCUUUGGAUAUCACUAAACGCUCGCGGGGAAAUACACUAGCGCGGAUAACGAGACGUUCGGCGCAGACUUUGCAACAUGGCCUCGGCUGUUAAUGUCUCCUCCGAGCAGGAAAACAGAGACCCCGAUCGGCCGAGGUUAACACGGAGAAAUAGGGGCAACUAUCGGACCGCCGCGGCGGAUUUGGAGUAUUUGCAGCGACCGAGCUAUUGCGAUGCUGCCUUUGCAUUGGAACAGAUAUCAGAGGGGAAGGCGACUGGGAGGAAAGCGCCGCUGUGGUUGAGAGCAAAGUUUCAAAGACUUUUGUUUAAACUUGGCUGUUACAUACAAAAGAACUGCGGAAAGUUUUUAGUUGUGGGCCUUUUAAUAUUCGGAGCUUUUGCUGUUGGCUUAAGGGCAGCUAAUCUGGAGACGGAUGUGGAGAAACUCUGGGUAGAAGUGGGUGGCAGGGUGAAUCAGGAACUCAAGUACACGCGGCAGAAGAUCGGAGAGGAGGCCAUGUUUAGUCCUCAGCUCAUGAUACAGACGCCACGACAGGAAGGUACUAACAUUCUGACCGUAGAGGCGCUGAAGCAGCACCUCGACUCCGCCAUAAAGGCCAGCAGAGUGCACGUUUACAUGUACAACAGGCAAUGGAAAUUGGAACAUUUAUGCUACAAAUCAGGAGAACUUUAUACAGAAAACAAUCUUGUGGACCAGAUUAUAGAGAAACUGCACCCAUGUCUGAUCAUCACUCCUCUAGACUGCUUCUGGGAAGGUGCUAAGCUACAUUCAGGAACAGUCUACCUCCCUGGCAAAUCCCCAGUGCAGUGGACCAACUUUGAUCCGAUAGGAUUCAUUGCUGAGCUGAAGAUGCUAAACAAUCCGGUGGACAUCUGGGAGGAGAUGCUGGUCAAAGCAGGGGUGGGCCAUGGCUACAUGGAUCGCCCCUGCCUGAAUCCCGCGGACCCUGACUGCCCAUUGUCAGCUCCCAACAAGAACAUGACACGGCCUUUUGACGUGGCUCAUGUUCUGACUGGUGGCUGCUAUGGGCUUUCCAAAAAGUACAUGCACUGGCAGGAGGAGCUUAUCGUAGGUGGGACCAAGAAGAACGACAGCGGCAAACUUCUAAGUGCACAGGCUCUUCAGACCAUGUUCCAACUCAUGACCCCAAAGCAGAUGUACGAGCACUUGAAGGACUACGAUGAAGUCUCACACAUCAACUGGAAUGAGGACAAAGCAGCUGCUGUUCUAGAGGCCUGGCAAAGGAGAUACUCUGAGGCCGUCCAGCAGAGUGUGUCUGUAAAUUCGUCUCAGAAAGUUCUCACGUUCACCACCACCACCCUCGAAGACAUCCUUAAGUCCUUCUCUGAUGUCAGCGUGAUCCGUAUCGCCAGUGGCUACCUCCUAAUGCUUGCCUAUGCCUGUCUGACCAUGCUGCGGUGGGACUGCGCCAAGUCUCAGGGGGCAGUCGGGCUGGCCGGAGUGUUGCUGGUCACUCUUUCUGUCGCCGCUGGACUGGGACUCUGCUCGCUUUUGGGCAUCUCCUUUAACGCCGCUACCACACAGGUGUUGCCGUUCCUGGCCCUUGGUGUAGGGGUGGACGAUGUCUUUCUUCUGGCUCAUGCUUUCAGCGAGACUGGCCAGAACAAAAGGAUUCCAUUUGAGGACCGCACUGGUGAAUGUCUGAAGAGGACUGGGGCUAGUGUGGCCUUGACCUCCAUCAGUAAUGUCACAGCAUUUUUCAUGGCCGCCCUUAUUCCAAUCCCAGCACUCCGAGCCUUCUCCUUACAGGCGGCAGUGGUCGUGGUCUUUAAUUUCGCUAUGGUGCUGCUGAUCUUUCCUGCCAUCCUCAGCAUGGACCUGUACCGCCGAGAGGACCGCCGCUUUGACAUUUUCUGCUGCUUUGUCAGCCCUUGUGCUAACCGGGUGAUCCAUUUGGAGCCGCAGGCAGCGUACGCCGACUCCUCCGCUGACUCGAGCCGCUACAGCACUCCGCCCUCCUACAGCAGCCACAGCUUCGCCCAGCACACCCAAAUCACCAUGCAGUCCACCGUACAGCUGCGCACAGAGUACGACCCCAGAACACAGGCCUACUACACCACGGCAGAGCCACAUUCUCACAUCUCCGUCCAACCCUUUGCCCCCAAUGCCAAUCCCAACUCCAACCGCAACAACAAUAACAACAACAACAACCACAACAACAGCAGCGCAGGGCCAGCAGCGGCCUCUGAUACAGCAUCCUGCCAAAGCCCUGAUGGUGCUAGCUCCACACGAGACUUGCUAUCUCAGUUUGGGGAGUCGAGUUUACGCUGUCUGGAACCUCCGUGUUCUCGAUGGACGUUUGCAUCAUUCGCUGAGAAUCAUUACGCACCGUUUUUGCUGCAGCCUACAACAAAGGUGGUGGUAAUUUUGCUCUUCUUGGCAUUGCUCGGGGUCAGUCUUUACGGCACCACCUGCGUCCGGGACGGUUUAGAGCUGACUGACAUUGUGCCUAGGGAGACGGGCGAAUACGACUUCAUCCGUGCCCAAUUCCGCUACUUUUCCUUCUACAACAUGUAUGUGGUGACCCAGAGAGCGGACUACGCACAGAUCCAGCCUCAGCUCUAUGAGCUGCACCAACGAUUCGGCACUGUGAAGUACGUCCUGCGGGAGGAGAACAGCCAGCUCCCACGCAUGUGGCUGCAUUACUUCAGAGACUGGCUGCAAGGUGUGCAGGAGGCAUUCGAUAAGGACUGGCAGGCCGGUAGGAUCACUCAGGGGAACUACAGGAACGGCUCUGACGAUGGUGUCCUGGCCUACAAACUCCUGGUGCAGACCGGCCGCAGGGAUAAGCCAGUAAACAUCAACCUGCUAACCAGACAGCGGUUGGUGGGUGCCGAUGGAAUCAUCAACCCAAACGCCUUCUAUAUUUAUUUAUCUGCCUGGGCGAGCAAUGACCCGGUUGCCUACUCCGCAUCCCAGGCCAACAUCCGUCCACACCCUCCUGAGUGGCUCCAUGACAGGACAGACUCCAUUCCUGUCAGCAGACUCAACAUUCCGGCUGCUGAGCCCAUCGAAUAUGCACAGUUUCCCUUCUACCUCAACGGGCUUCGUGAGACGCCACAGUUCGUGGAGGCCAUCGAGAGUGUACGUGCCAUCUGUAGCAACUACAGCCGCCAGGGCCUGCCCAGCUACCCCAAUGGCUACCCCUUCCUCUUCUGGGAGCAGUACGUAGGCCUGCGUCACUGGCUCCUGCUGUCCAUCAGCGUCGUGCUGGCCUGCACCUUUCUAGUGUGCGCCGUCUUCCUGCUCAACCCCUGGACUGCGGGAAUCAUAGUGUUGGUGUUGUCUUUGAUGACGGUGGAGCUGUUUGGCAUGAUGGGAUUGAUCGGCAUCAAGCUCAGCGCUGUGCCCGUUGUCAUCCUCAUCGCUUCUGUUGGCAUCGGUGUGGAGUUUACCGUCCACGUGGCACUAGCAUUCCUCACAGCCAUCGGGGACAGGAACAAACGAGCCGUUUUAGCACUUGAGCACAUGUUUGCCCCAGUGCUGGAUGGAGCGUUUUCCACCCUGUUAGGAGUCUUGAUGCUGGCAGGGUCAGAGUUCGACUUCAUAGUCAGGUAUUUCUUCGCUGUUUUGGCCAUCCUAACAGUAUUAGGGGUCCUGAAUGGACUGGUGCUGCUCCCAGUCUUAUUGUCCUACUUUGGCCCUUAUCCUGAGGUAUCUCCAGCGGACGGACGAAGCCGGCUGCCCACCCCGUCUCCAGAGCCUCCCCCACAGGUGGUCCGCUUCACCAUGCGGCCCAGUCACACGACCCCUGGAGCAGGUUCAGACUCCUCAGACUCAGAAUACGGUUCCAACACUACUGUGUCUGGCAUUAGCCAAGAGCUUCAGCAAUAUGACCUCCAGCCCAACAGGGGGCGAUCAGCCAGACUGGAAGAGGUGCAGAUCGCCACAGGGGGACGACAAGGCAGUCGUCAAGUUGAAUUGCCAAUGUGUCCUUCUUACUCAGAUGACUCUAGACAGCAGCAACCACAGCGGCAUUACAGGUCUACCCAUCUGCCCAGUUCUCAGGAUGCUGGACCUCAGUCGUCAAAGCGAUACUGUAGCAGGGACCCUAAGAGGGAUUUUGGGAGCGGACACCCGCCUCCCCCUCACAGGCCGCGCAUGGAUGCUUUUGAAACCGCGCCUGAGCCAGGAGGCCGUUCAGGCCCCAACCACCGGGAACGUUCAGGGGCCCAUCGCCCCCGUUCCCACAAUCCUUACUCUCACCCUUCCCAGCCGUCCACAGGCCCUGCCUAUGGUCAGCCCAUCACAACGGUGACGGCCUCGGCCUCGGUGACGGUCGCCGUUCAUUCGGGGAUGCCCGGCCAGAGCUCUACCUACCCGUCCCACCCCUCCAAUGACAGCUAUCACACUUCAGAAGAUGUCUACACUGACCCUCUCUUCUCCGACCCUCACGUGCCCUUUGACGAGAGCAACAACAGCUCAAAAGCGGAGGGCAUGGAGCUGCAUGAUCUAGAAUAUGACACUCCCAAUGUCUGCCACACAAGACCCUCCAGCUGAGUGGUUGAAUGUUGAAGCUCAAACAGCCAAAGAUGGGACAUCUGUCUGCCAGCGUGGCAUAAAUACAUGGUGCUGCAUGGCGGGGACACUUUGACCAGCGGCGCCAUUUCGGUGCUUGACUCUGUUACUGUAUAACCCUGGUGUAUUAUUGUUAGAUAUUUCUAAGUAUUUAUGUGUACACAAAUGUAAAUAAUGAAUGAGAGUAGCUAUAAUUUGACCGGGAUCGUCAGACUUGUGUGUUCCAAGUGCCCACCCAUCAUUUGGGUAUCUGUGCCAUAAGGAAACUUCAUUCUUGACAAACAUUUCAGCAUACAGUCGUUGCUGCUUAUGAUAUUGUUGUAAUGUUUGUAUAAUGCUAUGCAAUUAUUUUCUCUAAUUUUAUAGAACUGUGCGUGUGAGAGUAUGAAAAUGUACAGUUUUUGUUGUUGUUGUAUGUGUGCAUGUAUGAAUAUUUUGGUCCACGUCAGGCCCCCUAGACCCCUCAGAUGCAUAUUAACUAACAAGAACAAACACUAAGUGGCCUAACAUUAUAUGUUGAAUGAUUUUGUGGCAGUUCCAUUGCACUUACGGUACACUUCUGUUCAGAACACCAGUACAAAACUGCACAGAUACUUUCACUUUCAGAGGACACAUUCAGGGAAAUGAUAUUUGUUCAGACAUAUGCUAGAACACGUAGAACUUCACAUUAAUAUCCAGUUGUUUGCCGACAAGCAUCAGAUGUUUAAGCGUGCGUGCGGAUGUUUGCGUUUUGUGUAUAUUGAAGCGUUAGAGUUUAUGCUUUUUUAUUUUAAUUUGCUUAUCACAAACCUGUGGUAGUUCAAAAAAAAACAAAUACUGUUUAACAUUGAAACACGCUAUGCGUGAGAAUUUAGCUGAGCAGAAAUGAAGAAGGAAACGAGUGAUUGUUGGGUGACUGUGCCUCUGUUUUUCUGUCCUCUGUACUGGAACUCUCUCUGGCCUCUUGUAUUCUCUUCAUAUUCCAGUUAUUUACUGUAAAACGGUCAUAUGCGGCCACCCUAAAUUUGCUCAUGACUCCAACUUUGCAUUACUAAGGUAAUGUAAUGUGACGGUUAUUUCGGGUUUUCAUUGUAGCGUUUUUUUUGUUCGUUUUUUACGGUACGGCAUUAUUUCUGUUCAAUCAUGGUUUAAGCUAAAACAUUACUGUUAAAACAAUAUCCGCUCUGAUUCUGGUGACGUAACUUUUUUUGGUCUUUUUCGUUUUUGUUUUAAUAAGCUAUGCUAACGAGCAAUCUCAAGGUGUGCGUCGCAUAACGGCCGAUCAUGACGAUGGUUUUUGUCAAUUCGUUGACCUCCUCAAUGACAAACCACAACUACUGGCCCUAAUUUAGCACGAGCAGUUCUCUGCGCUGACCUCACCUCAUAAAAAUCCACAACAUAACGCUGUGACACUAAUUGGACAUUCCCCCCUCAACUGCCAAAUGGUGCAAGCGAGUGCUUUAAGGGUCAAGGGUCAUGGAGCCCCCACUCCUCCAUGGCUCUGAAGCUGGCAUGUGUGUCUUUAACAGUGUGUUUGUGUUUGCUGCGACCCCCUCGUCCAGAUUGACUUCCUGUCAAACAUGUGUUUGUUCUUGACAAAGACUUUGAGAGCUGUUCUGUGUUGUUUGUUUGUUGUGUUUGUGUUCUCCUAAAUGUCACAUUGGCAGAAAUGGGAGAAAAUCAUGGCUGGCAACUAUUGUAAUGUUUAUAUAUAUAAAUAUAUAUAUUCUAUUUUUUUUUUUUUUUUUUUACAGUUGUUUUGCAAUAUUUAUAUUUUUGUAUAAUAAGAUGUUUUGUUCAAUUAUGGUCAUAAUGCCAGUUCUUAACAAUGCAGGGAUUUUUACGUCUGUCGGAAAACACUAUUAUUACAGUUUCUUUGUUACAAUAAUGGAUUUUGAUCUGUAUAAAGUGCUUACUAAUGUUAAAUAGGAAAAAAGAGUAUAUAACAUUUACCUUACAGAUUCAUCAUAGCUCUUAGAGGAUUUUAAAAGGAAAAAAUAAUGUUUUUUUUUUACAGACUGCCAUUUUUUCCCAUUGUUUUGGCGUGGAUGUAUGUCGUUUUCAGUUACAAAGAUAAAUGUAUGCCAUAUAAUUUAUUUAUAUGAAAAUUUAUUUUUGUAGUGUACAUAGUAGUUGUCAAGUUAUUUGACAGAAGUAUAUUUUUAAAGAGUUUAUAUGUAAUGCUACCAUUUUUGUGAGAACAUAACUGAGAAGACAUUAAGAUGCACACUUUCAUUGCUAACUUGUUCUCUGACAACUAAAGUUCCCCUGUUACAGUGUUAUAUAGACGAGAGUGAGUCCAAUCUGAAGACUGUUUUUGGGUUUUGUGAAAAGCUAGCCAUGAAAGUAGAACAAAUGUACUAGCUCUCUAAAUAAUAAUGUUCAAACACUGAUAGAAUUCUAACAAAUAAAAAUAUUAUAACUUA
Molecule: messenger RNA, 7249 nt
Organism: Rhinichthys klamathensis goyatoka
Lineage: Eukaryota; Metazoa; Chordata; Actinopteri; Cypriniformes; Leuciscidae
Gene: ptch1
Product: patched 1
Exons: 24
Coding region: 381-4826 (1481 amino acids)
Biological process (GO): smoothened signaling pathway
Cellular component (GO): plasma membrane
Molecular function (GO): hedgehog receptor activity; hedgehog family protein binding; smoothened binding
Source: RefSeq, a predicted model, not a curated record